Paramecium tetraurelia is the source of this 1170-nucleotide messenger RNA. RefSeq lists its product as uncharacterized. The record is from RefSeq and is a predicted model, not a curated record. Lineage: Eukaryota; Ciliophora; Oligohymenophorea; Peniculida; Parameciidae. The transcript has 2 exons.
AUGUAAAAUGUAAAACAAAUGAGGGAAAAAUAUGAAAACAUCAAAUAACUCAAUCCAAAUAGAGAUGUUAGUUCGAGGUCAUUUCAUAGUCAUACACCUUCGAAAGAGCAAUAUCAAGUUGCGUUUUCUAGUGGUAAAAAGUCAAUCGAUUAACCAAAUGUAUCGAUUGGAAAAACUUUGUUAUGUAGUCCUUGCUAUAACAAAAGGCUAUUGAAUAAAUCAUAAUAGAAUAAAAAGCAAGAAUCUGAAUUGGAGAAAAGGUUGUUGAUGAAAUAAAUGGAACAAAAUCAAUUAAGAGAAUAAUAAAAGAUUAAUUUUGAAGUUGGCUAAUUGUCACUUAGAAAGUAAAUGGAGUAAUAAAAUCUAAACAUUUCGAAAGAAUUAUUGGAUUUAAAUAAAGAAAAGGAAAGACAACUUAAAGAGUAAGAAAUAUAACAAUAAAACUUAAUUAUAAAAUAAAAUUAAGAAAUUUUGUAUAAAGAAAAAAUUGAAAAAAAAAAAAAAUAGCAUAGUUUGCAUCAAGAACUUUCAAGCCAAAUUGAAUAACAAAAAAGAUUAAAACAAAUGGAAUACAUGUCUUAAUCUAUGGAAUUUGAUGAUCCUUAUUGGAGAAAUCAAGCGUAUGAGGAAAAAGAAUAACAAAGGAGAAAAAAUUAUCAAAUGAUGUAUAAUAAUAAUCACUGGUAAAAUCAUGAAAAAGAAUAAUACAAGAAAUAAUAACAGGAAAGAUCCUUAAAAAAUAAAGAAAUUGAUGAAAGAAUUAAGACGUUAUAAGAAUAUCACAAUUAAUUAGAAUAAGAGAAAAUAGAGAAAUAAUAAAUUUAACAUUAACUGAUUUUAGAUUUAAAUGCAUAAGUAAAGCUUAAAAAAACAAAAUAAAAAGCUAUCAAAUUAAUUGAUUAACAAAAAUAGCGUCAAAGAGACUAAGAAAUUAUGUAAUAAGAAAAACUAAGAAAAUAUUAAGAAAUUUGUCAUAAAAAGAAGGUAAGCUAAGAAAUUAUUGAAAGUCUCAACAAAUAAAUCGAAAUGUAAAAAUAAUUAAAUCCUAAGUAAUAACAAGAAUAAAUUAAAAGUGAUUUUUAUAUAUUAAAACCUGUAGUAGAAAAGUAAACUAUAUCUUGCGCUGAUUGUAAAAAAUAGUAGGUCCCACAAUAAUUAAGUUAUGCUUGA